AUGGCUCGCAAAUACGAAGGCGUCCGCCGAGUCGAGUGGAACGGCACACAGGUGCCCGUGUACCCGAUGGAGACGAUUGACUUUUCGGCUCUCCUGUCCCAAGAGCCAGAUGAGCUGGACAAGCUCCUCCAGUGCUGCAAGGACGAGGGCUUUUUCUAUCUCAACCUCGAUAAUGUAGAUGGCCGCCGCUUUCUGGAUGACCACCAGCAGUUGCUGGGACUCAUGCAUCGCUUCUUCGAUGCCCCGCUGCAAGUCAAGAAUGAGUAUGGGCUUGUUUCGCCGCAUUUGGGCUACGAACCCGUCGGCUCCCGCAACGGGGUCCUAGAAAACACACGCGACGGCUACGAAAUGGUCAAGAUUUCGCGCGACGAGAUCCAGCGCUCCGCGCCACACAUCCCACGCAACCUGACCAGCGCCAGUGAUCUCAAAACACUCGAAGCCUCCAUCUCAGGAAGCAACAUCAUCGGCAAAACCAUUCUCUGCGCUCUAUCUACAGCCUUCGGACUCACGGGUCCCUCGCGCUUCGAAACACUACAUCGCAAUCACAGACCCUCAACCAGCACCCUCGCACUCAUGCACUACAUCCCCAGCGACCCGGCGCAAGACCAGCACGUAGGGCACCAGAAACACACGGACAUUAGUUCUCUAACCGUGCUCUUCACCGAGCAAUGGGGUCUCCAGAUCCGGCCUCCAGGGACCCGAGAAUUCGGGUUUGUAGCGCCUCAGCCGCGACACGCGAUUAUCAAUGUGGGGGAUUCGCUGCGCUUCGCAAGCGGCCAUGUGUUUCAGUCGUGUGUGCACCGCGUGGUGCCGUAUGAAUACAGCGAGCAUAGGUACUCGGUUGCGUACUUUCUAAGGGCCGAGGAUGAGACCAUGCUGAGGGAUAGUGAGGGCAGAUAUGUUACGUCGAGACAGUGGCAUGAUGAGAAGUUUAUGGCGUUUUUGGCGGGCCCCGCGGACCAGAAGGCGGCGCCGAAAUCCUUGUUGCUCGGCGGCAUGCACGAGGAGGAGGGCGAUGUGUAUGGGGUUUGUACCCGAAAUCCGUGA
This is a messenger RNA of Exserohilum turcica Et28A, 1047 nucleotides long. RefSeq lists its product as uncharacterized. The transcript has 3 exons. Gene Ontology annotation, molecular function: dioxygenase activity. The record is from RefSeq and is a predicted model, not a curated record. Bases 1 to 1047 code for a protein of 348 amino acids. Lineage: Eukaryota; Fungi; Ascomycota; Dothideomycetes; Pleosporales; Pleosporaceae.